UGGUUCAACACUUACAUCAUCAAUCCUGAUGGUAGUGAAGGUCUGACCCCCUUUGUCGUCUUUUGUACCAUGACAGACAAGAAUGGAGUUGGCGUGACAGUUGUCAGUCUCGAUAGUGAAAACAGAAUGCUGGUUUAUAGAUUGUUUUCACAGUGACGUCAUCAAAUUGUAAAGCCAAGAUAGCGAGGUUUUACGAAUUCUUAUUUGCACUAGGUUGAAGAUAAACAAAACGGAAAUCCUUGUACAAGUUUCCAUUCCCGUAACAUGUUUCAUUUCAAAAUACAGCAAUUUGAACUUCCAAGUUUUCACAGUGCGUGACACCAAAAUAGAAAUGCUGUCUCGUUGAAAGAAGUCUCUCCUCUUGAUUUUCAGCAGUAUAACCAUUUCAAAUAUUAGAAGAUAUGUUUAUGCGCACGUAUACUAGUUCUCGAGUGAAAAGAAAGAGCUUUUUAUAGAAAAAGUGAACUCCAGAUGUUUUUGUUGAUUUCCGACGGCCAUAUUGGUGCACCAAAACGGUGCACCAAUAUGGCGUCUCCAUACAAAGCUCUACAAAAGUGCGUGAAACGUUUCGGCAAAUAACUCAGAAACUGUGGGCCACCAAGACCGACACCAAGACCUGAGACUUGGACAAAUUUUUCAAAAAUCAGUCUUUUAUAACAUUUCAUUUUCUUGGCUUUUUCCCCUGGGCCCAGUUGUUCGAAGGCCGAUUAGCGCUUAACCCGGGGUUUCUUUCUCUUAUGUUCAAAAGCAUUUUCUCGGAUAAUUUUCUCUGUAAUUUUUAGAACUUCCAAUCAUUAACUUGUGGACAAAAAGAAUUAAAACUAAAAUGGUUUUUAAGCUUUCAAAUCUGAAUUCAAAUCUCCCACUAACCCUGGGUUAUCUUAACCCAGCUUUGAACAACUCGGCCCUGGACGGUUUACAAUUUAUUUUUUUCUUGCGUGACACUGAAAACGAUCUAUAGAACAAAGAAAGCAAGGUUGAUUUUGCAGUCGGGAACUAUAUUUCUUUUACCAAUAUUCCGAAGGCACGGCCUUCUUUUUUCAGGGGUCUUACAUACAAUGAUAAGGUUAAGCUAAGACGUUAUAAUUUGAAAUAAAGAAAAGCGUGCAAUAUUAUACUAUAAUAACACUAGUGAAAAUUUUAGUAAGAAAAAGUGAACGUUAACAAACUGACAAUUAUAUAUAUUUUCUGUUCUCAAAUAUUUUUAACGUUCACUUUUUUCUUAUUAAAAUUUUCACGUGUUAUCAUAGCAUCAUAUUGCACGCCAUUCUUUAUUUUUUUCAAAUUGUAACGUCGUAGCUUAACCUUAUCAUUGUAUGUAAGACCCUGAGGAAGGAAGGCCGUGCCUUCUGAAAAAUUGGUGAAAGAAAUAUAUAUUCCCGACUGUAAAAUCAAUCAGCCUUGCUUCUUUUGUUUUAUAAGUUUCCUCUUAAAGCUGAUUAGAUCCUUUAUUAGGAUCCGUUACUUCCUUUUUUGUAAGUUGGUCCUUGCUUUCAAAAUUGAGAAUGCUAGUGGACCGCUAUAAGCCAACUGGUAGUUACGUGCGAAAUAUAAGCUACCUC
Molecule: messenger RNA, 1562 nt
Organism: Porites evermanni
Lineage: Eukaryota; Metazoa; Cnidaria; Anthozoa; Scleractinia; Poritidae
Source: the annotation of a GenBank genome assembly